CUCUCCCUCCUUCCAGGUGAGAGUGGGCUAAAGUAACUUUGAACCCACACAGGGAUGGAGAGUUGCUGAAGCAGUGGCUGAUUUUAAGCUUAGCAUGUGACUCCCUGAUGCCACUCCUGGGAAACAAUGAACUGGGGAAGGAACGGUUAAUAAGAAACUGCGUUGCUCACCACGCACACAACAAAGGGCUGGCGCUCCUCAGGAAAAGGGCUGGUGCUGCUGCUGUUCAAACUUGUCCGUCCGCUCGUGCCAGCAGCCCGGCGUCUGCCUGCUCGGCACACUCUCCUUACACGUGUCUGCCUGGCCUGAUCCGAGCAUCUGCUCAGAGGCGCUCCUGACAAGCCAGGAAUUUUUCCUUUCUCCCUGGUGCGAAGAGCUGACUUCUCCCGGUGUCUCUUCUGUCACCCUCUCCCCAAAGAGGCACCUUGAUUUAUGGUAGUUUCGGAGUUUCUUCAGCGCCUGCCAGUCCUUGACUUCUAGAAUGGAAGAAGCGGAGCUGGUGAGGGGACGACUCCAGGCCAUCACAGAUAAAAGAAAAAUACAAGAAGAAAUCUCACAGAAGCGUCUGAAAAUAGAAGAAGAAAAAUUAAAACACCAGCAUUUGAAGAAAAAAACCUUGAGGGAGAAAUGGCUCUUCGAUGGGAUCAGCAGCGGGAAGGAUCAGGAAGAGAUCAAGAAGCAGAGCCAACAAGACCAGCACCAGAUCGAGGUUCUAGAACAAAGUAUCCUCAGGCUUGAGAAAGAGAUUCAAGACCUUGAAAAAGCUGAACUGCAAAUCUCAACUAAUGAAGAGGCAAUUUUAAAGAAAUUAAAAUCAAUCGAGAGGACUACAGAAGACAUAAUAAGAUCUGUGAAGGUGGAAAAGGAAGACAAUCCAGAAGAGUCAAUUCAGGACAUCUAUGCUAAUAUCCCUGACCUUCCAAAAUCCUACAUACCUUCCAGAUUAAGAAAAGAUAGAAAUGAAGGAAUAGAAGAUGAUGAUCAAAACAGAAAAGCGUUGUAUGCCAUGGAAAUCAAAGUUGAAAAAGACUUGAAGACUGGAGAGAGUACAGUUCUGUCUUCAAUACCCCUGCCAUCAGAUGACUUUAAAGGCGCAGGAAUAAAAGUGUAUGACGACGGGCAGAAGUCAGUCUAUGCAGUGAGCUCCAACCACAGCACAGCCUACAACGGCACCGAUGGUCUCGCACCGGUGGAGGUGGAGGAACUCUUGAGACAGGCCUCGGAGAGAAAUUCUAAAUCACCCACAGAGUAUCAUGAGCCUGUAUACGCCAAUCCGUUUUGCAGGCCUACAACCCCUCAGAGAGAAAAGGUAACCUCCGGGCCAAACUUUCAAGAAAGGACAAAGACGAAAGCUAACGGGCUGGGGGGCCAUGCAAGUGACAAUGGGCUUUGUGAGGCACAGGGCAAUGGCCUUGGCCACAUGAGCCCCAUUCGGCCAACACCGCAUCCACGAUCAGUGGCUCCACCUGCAGAAGAGAUGGCCCACAGCCCACAGAAGAGGAUGGUAACUCCUUGGGAAGAGUACCACCUCGCCCAGAGCCCAGAGGAGGCCUCUCCGAGGGCCAGAAUGAGCCCCAACAGAGCGACCCCUGGGAGGUCAGCAGCCCCGAGGUCUUCCUCACCCACAUUGCAGGACGAGGAGGAAGAUGUCAGAUAUAGCAUCGUUCAUUCCCUUCCUUCUGACAUGAGCAACAUGGAGCCUGUAACGAUGAUCUUCAUGGGGUAUCAGCAAGCAGAUGAUAAUGAAGAAGAGAAAAAGCUUUUGCCAGGGUAUGACGGCGUCAUCCAUGCCGAGCUGGUGAUGAUCGAGGACGAGGCGGAGGAAGAGGCUGAGAAACCAUCCUUCCAUCCCACAGCGCCUUGCAGCCAGGUUUACCAGCCCGCCAAACCGAUCCCGCUUCCAAGAAAGAGGGAGGAAGUGAGUCCGCAUGAAAACACAAAUCAUACAUCUCCACACAAAAAUCCCACGUCUCUGAAAGAGCAGGAGAAAAACUUAGGCAGCACGGCCCAUGCCCGUCGAUCUCCCCUGAGCGCCCCCGUGACUGGCGAUGGCACGGAGGACCCGUCGCUAACAGGGUUUUCAACGUAGUGACCAGUACUCCACCAAGAAAAGCAACUCCUUCCUUCUACCUGAUUCUGACAUUAUUUCAGCUUGUCUCAUUGUACUCAAUAGGACUCCAGUACAAUGUGGAGUGCACCUGUUUAGAACAGACAUCUGGGCUAGGGAAAUGGUUCAGUGGAUAGAGUAUUAUACUCUGAGUACCUGAGUUUGGACCCCAGACAUCCUUUGCCUUGCUCCAUAGGAGCGCACGAGUUGUAAAAUUUUCAUGGAUUCUCACUACAACAUGAAGUUCCCUUUCCUACUUUGCUGAAUGUGUUUUGAAUUUUAUCAAGUGCUUUCUCUGCAACCACUGAA
Messenger RNA from Jaculus jaculus (lesser Egyptian jerboa), 2416 nucleotides. RefSeq names its product palmdelphin (gene Palmd). Gene Ontology annotation, cellular component: membrane; cytoplasm. The transcript is spliced from 8 exons. The record is from RefSeq and is a predicted model, not a curated record. Lineage: Eukaryota; Metazoa; Chordata; Mammalia; Rodentia; Dipodidae. The coding region runs from base 482 to 2089 and encodes 535 amino acids. Gene Ontology annotation, biological process: regulation of cell shape.